CGUCAUUUGCCAUCUGCGCACGCAUGCAACAAAUCACCUGUAAAUAGCAUAGAGACGAAAAAUAAUUUAAGGAAAGCACGUGCUUGUGUUAUUUGGUAAUGGCUGAAGCGGCUACCGAAAAGUUAUCCAAGAAGUAAGGGUAUUUUAUAAGUUGCGAUAAUUGUGAUGGAGUGGUGCUGAAACUAAGUGUAACCAUGCUACUAUCUAGAACACUGCGCAGAACAUUCCGAAAACUUUCUCCCAAUUUCCAAAGCAGAUUGUUUUUACUGUCGUCCCGAGCUAGUUCUGAUGGAUCGCCCCAACUGAGUAGUGAGCUGAAGCGAAGGUUGAAAGCAGAGCAGAAGGCCAAGGAAAAGUUGGAGAAGGAAAAAGUUGUGCAAGAGACGCAGGUUGCCAAAAAGAAACCAGUCAGUGAAGCAGAAGAAGUGAGCCCAAACGAGUUCUUCAGGUUGAGAACCCAGGCGGUCGCCCAGUUGAAGCAGAGCGACGAACACCCCUACCCACACAAGUUCCACGUGUCGAUAUCCCUCGAAGAGUUCAUCGACAAGUACAACGGCAUAAAAGAUGGCGAGAUCAUCGAUUCAGUCGAAGUCAGCCUGGCAGGGCGCGUGCACGCCAUACGGGAGUCCGGGGCCAAGCUGAUAUUCUACGACCUGCGCGGCGAGGGGGUGAAGAUACAGGUGAUGGCAAACGCCAACCUGUACUCGUCCGAGGAGGCGUUCGCCGCGGACACGGACAAGCUGCGGCGCGGCGACAUCAUUGGCUGCGUCGGCAGCCCGGGCAAGACCAAGAAGGGGGAGCUGUCCGUCGUGCCCAAGAAGAUCCGGCUGCUGUCCCCGUGCCUCCACAUGCUGCCGCACCUGCACUUCGGCCUCAAGGACAAGGAGACGAGGUUCCGGCAGCGGUACCUGGACCUGAUCCUCAACGAGAAGGUGCGCCAGAAGUUCCACGUGCGGGCGCAGAUCAUCUCGUACGUGCGCCGGUUCCUGGACGACCUCGGCUUCCUCGAGGUGGAGACGCCCAUGAUGAACAUGAUCGCGGGCGGCGCGACGGCCAAGCCGUUUGUCACCCACCACAACGAGCUCAACAUGGACCUGUACAUGAGGAUAGCGCCGGAGCUCUACCACAAGAUGCUGGUUGUCGGUGGUAUAGACAGAGUAUACGAGAUCGGCAGGCAGUUUCGGAACGAAGGCAUCGACCUGACUCACAACCCAGAGUUCACGACAUGCGAGUUCUACAUGGCGUAUGCGGACUACAAUGAUCUGAUGGUGAUUACGGAGAAUAUGUUGUCAGGCAUGGUGAAGAGCAUCCACGGCUCGUACAAGGUGGUGUACCACCCCGGCGGCCCGGACGACGAGGGGGUGGAGGUGGACUUCACGCCGCCCUUCAAGCGCAUGAGCAUGUUCCCGGCGCUGGAGGCGGCCCUGGGCGCGAAGCUGCCCGCCCCGGACUGCCUGGGCUCCCCGGAGGCGGCCGGCCUCCUCAGCGACCUGUGCGAGAAGCACCAGGUGGAGUGCCCCCCGCCCCGCACCACCGCCCGCCUCCUUGACAAGCUGGUGGGGGAGUUCCUGGAGGAGAAGUGCCUCAGCCCCACGUUCAUCUGCGACCACCCGCAGGUGAUGAGCCCGCUGGCCAAGUGGCACCGCUCCGUGCCGGGCCUCACGGAGCGCUUCGAGCUGUUCGUCGUCAAGAAGGAGGUGUGCAACGCCUACACCGAGCUCAACGACCCGGCCGUGCAGCGCGAGCGCUUCGAGCAGCAGGCCAAGGACAAGGCGGCCGGCGACGACGAGGCACAGUUGGUGGACGAGAACUUCUGCACGGCGCUGGAGUACGGGCUGCCGCCCACGGCCGGCUGGGGGCUGGGCAUCGACCGCCUCACCAUGUUCCUCACCGACUCCAACAACAUCAAGGAGGUGUUGUUCUUCCCGGCCAUGAAACCAGACGACCCCAACAAGCACAAGGAAGAUGACAUUGCGAACGGCGUGGCAAAUGGCGUCUAACGGCUGCGUGUAGUAUCUAGGAGAGUGAGCUAUUUAUUGAUUCAGGAUACCUUGCCGAGCAUCAGCCUAUCAUGUCCUUAUUUCAUUCAUAUGCCACAUUCUGUGUUAAGUCAUAUACAGAAACUGCUGGAAUAUUUUAAUUAAAUUUAAAGUAGUAUUUCCGUCUUGCAUAAUUCAAUUUUUUUUAUUAUUUCUUCAUUUUAUUGCACUUGUUUAAAGGGAGUGGUUAGCUGUUUGGUUGUAACCAGAUUUUGAUGAUAAUCAACAUAAAAAAAAAGACUUAAAUUAGACUGAAUUGUCACAAUGAUUAAUAAAGUUUUAAUAAAAUAAA
Molecule: messenger RNA, 2331 nt
Organism: Bacillus rossius redtenbacheri
Lineage: Eukaryota; Metazoa; Arthropoda; Insecta; Phasmatodea; Bacillidae
Gene: LysRS
Product: lysine--tRNA ligase
Exons: 11
Coding region: 195-2000 (601 amino acids)
Biological process (GO): lysyl-tRNA aminoacylation
Cellular component (GO): mitochondrion; cytoplasm; aminoacyl-tRNA synthetase multienzyme complex
Molecular function (GO): ATP binding; lysine-tRNA ligase activity; tRNA binding
Source: RefSeq, a predicted model, not a curated record